Cuscuta campestris is the source of this 716-nucleotide messenger RNA. Lineage: Eukaryota; Viridiplantae; Streptophyta; Magnoliopsida; Solanales; Convolvulaceae. The record is from the annotation of a GenBank genome assembly.
CUGGGUCCUCUCGAGUAACUAUGACGUGGUCCACGGUAGGAGCGGGAGAAUCGAGAAUCCUCAAGGCGGGAGACUCGAUCGGAGAGCUGGCGUACUUCAUCACGAAUACAAGUGAUGGCAUCCAAAAUCUUCCAGACCCAAGAUGGUUCGGGCUCGUCCGCUCUCGGUCGUGGUCGGCGUCGUCGGGCUUCUCUUAUCGUGGCACGACUUGUCUCUUUGCCUACGUUGCUUGGUCCUUCUCCGACAUGGCUUGGCCCUCUCCGCGCGGCUCCGCAUGGCCUCAGUCUCGGCUCUCAUUAAUGCUUUCCUCUUGCUCAAUCGCGGUAGUUCGGGGAUGAGGCAUUUCACCAUCGUUUCAGCAAACGAACCGGGUGAACUUCGUCUCUUGGAUGAAGCACGUCUUCUUCACCGGCACCCGUAUGUCCCGCGAGAAGUCCACUUCACAACGAAGAAGGAUAAGCAUGAUUGGGACCGCAAAAAGAAGGUGAUGGAGUCGAGAGCCAUCACGGAGAGCAAUGAGAAAGAAAUGGACCCAAUCAAUUUGGACGUCGUUUAAAAGAACAUGAAACAAACGGAUAUCAUCCUUGUUCACGACGCCAUGGUUCGAAUCGCGAGGCAACAACACAUAACAAAAAAUGUAUUGAAGCACCCGUUGGGUCAAAGUGAGGUUGAUGACACCCGGGUUCGAGGAAUUGGCAUAAAAAAGCCGAUCAAAG